AUGAUAUCACCGGGGGCGGGUCCCGGCGUGGAGGUGGAGGUGGCGGCGACGCUGAAAUGCUGCGGAGCCCGCGCGCGAGUGCUCAGCACGCAGGGGUUUGCGGCGGCCCCGCAGCUAGAGCUCUGCGGGCUAAGGAGCGGCUGCGGGCGGCGUGCAUGUGACCUGGCAAGAUCAGGUGAGAAUGGUGCUUUAUUUUAUUUUAUUUUAUUUUCGAGGAGCUGGACGUUUUCGGAGCUGGCUCUAGCUCCGUGCCCGGCGCUUUGCGGUCGGCCCUGCAGCGAGUUCCGUAGCCAGGCAGCGAGUUACGCGUGUGCGAACGCGGGCUGGCACCGCCGCGCACCCGCGUGUCUGUGCGCAUUGUUGGGGACCGACUCGCCGGGCGCUCGUGCCAGACCUGACUUUUCCCGUCCCUGCGUGCGGGCUUGCCUCGCGCAGACGCGUCGCUUGGACGCGCUUUGGACUGCGGGGCAUUCCGUGGGGGCAAAACGUGCACGGCCGUGUGUGUCCGGGGCUCGUGGCUGUCCAUCUCGGCGAGCAGGACAGCGUCCCGGGCUGGCAAGGGACUCACGUGUUUCUGUCUCUGCUCGUCUGCAGCCGGCGUGGCGACUGCGGGGACGCGGACCUGCGGGGACCCGAGAGCCCGGGACGACGCCGGGCCGCGCGCCUGACGACCGGGACGGGACGGUGCUGUGGAGCGGGCGCCGCGCGCACCCGGCGGAUGUCCCCGAGCCGCCCUCGGCCGCCGCCAACCGCGGAGAAGCGCCCCUGCUCGGGGGCCGCCGAGGCCGCAGCACGGGCCAUGCGCGCCCGGCCGCCCCGCCGCGCUUGAUGCGGCGCGCGCUCCGCCCGCUCGGCGCCCCCGGCCGGCGCCGCGGAGGCCGAGGAUUUCAGAUGCAUGGCAGAUUUCCGCUGACUGCUGGAACUGGAGAUCACUCCACAUGGAUUCCCCAAGUCAGCAUGGCAGCCACACUUCGAUGUAAAAUCAUGAAGAAUAUUAGAGGGUAA
Messenger RNA from Mus caroli (Ryukyu mouse), 1005 nucleotides. The record is from RefSeq and is a predicted model, not a curated record. Lineage: Eukaryota; Metazoa; Chordata; Mammalia; Rodentia; Muridae.